AUUUACAUCAUCCACAUAAUUAUUCAUUGUUUGCUCAGAUGCUUAAUUGUCUUGGCCGGUAUGGAGUAUACGGAGUUGUCCUUUUCUGUUCCCUGGGGUGUCAUUCAAGCCAAAUGCUGGGGUMAUCCUUCUGGAAAGCCAUUUCUAGGUUUACAUGGAUGGCUAGAYAAUGCGAAUACCUUCGACAAACUUGCUCCAUUAUUGCCAAAGAACAUCUAUUUUGUARCUAUUGAUUUCCCAGGUCAUGGACGGUCAUCGUGUCGACCUUUAGGUGUACCAUACACUUUCUUCGACUGGGUUAUAGACGUAAAAUGGGUUGUAUCACAGCUUGGWUGGAAGAGAUUYUCCUUGAUUGGCCACAGUAUGGGUGCAGGUGUAGCAGCYCUCUAUGCUGGAGCUUUUAAUAGCGAAAUUCUAGACCUUAUUCUCAUCGAGUUUCGUGGGCCUUCGGUGGUGAAAUACCAAGAUGCCAGCAAAGUCUUAGCAAGUUGUGCACAGCAUUUGGUAAGCGACCACAGGGAGACAAAUGGAAUCAAAGUUUUUCCAAGUCAAGAAGCUUUGGUUUCCAGAAUGCUUAAGAGUAAUCCCGAGCUGAAUAAAGAAUCUGCUACUGCUUUAGCGAAAAGAAAUUUAACAACAAACGGGAAGGUUGUGAUGGUCAAUGAAUCACGACUAAAAGCUGCGGCAUUGAGAGAUGUACAAGGGAAUUAUGUUGCCACAAGUCAAGAACUUAUCAAGUCGGUUCUUUCUCGCGUGAAAUGUCGUGUGCUUGCCAUACAGGGCUUGCAAUGCCAUCCCGUGUUCAGAAUUCAGCACAAUUUUAUCAAAGAAAGAUUCGAAGUUCUUCAAAACAGUGCCAUUUUCUACGAAUAUUGUGAAGUUCCUGGUAAUCAUUUUGUCCAUCUUAAUGACCCUACCUUGGUUGCUGGGAAGAUAAAAUCGUUUCUUAAUAACGAAUUACAAAGCAAACUUUAGCCUAAUCAUUAUAUUAGAUGGCAUGCUUUUUGUUGGUUCUUGAUAAUCCGCAAAGGAAAGGAUUAACUCUUAUCAGUCUUUUAAAAGUGACAUGUAGUGUUAAAUACGUUGUUCAGUGAUGAUGAGCAUUUCAGUGAAUCCGUUAACAAUAAAAAAGAAUA
Molecule: messenger RNA, 1136 nt
Organism: Exaiptasia diaphana
Lineage: Eukaryota; Metazoa; Cnidaria; Anthozoa; Actiniaria; Aiptasiidae
Product: serine hydrolase-like protein 2
Exons: 1
Coding region: 61-975 (304 amino acids)
Source: RefSeq, a predicted model, not a curated record